This is a messenger RNA of Lactuca virosa, 1052 nucleotides long. Lineage: Eukaryota; Viridiplantae; Streptophyta; Magnoliopsida; Asterales; Asteraceae. The record is from the annotation of a GenBank genome assembly.
ACUGUUCAAAGAACCCCCAAAGCCUCUGGGAUCGUUCCGUUAUUUUUCUCAUAUCGAUGACGGAGGAGACGAAUGGACUCCGGCGACCACCGCUGUCGUCUUCGGCGGAACCAACGCCGGCCGAGUACACAGGAAAACGAGGGCCACCAUUUCUCGAAUUCAUUGCAAUCAUGAUGUGGCUUGGCACUCUUCAUUUUCUCGCUUUUCUCGUCGUGGCUUCCUUCGUAUUGCUUCCUCUUUCCAAUUUCCUCAUGGUUAUUGCAAUGCUUCUGGUGCUUACAUUCAUCCCCAUUAACGACAACUGUAAAUGGGGCUUAGCCUUAGCCAGGUUCAUAUUCAAGCAUGUUGGUGGUUAUUUUCCCGCUACUAUAUACGUCGAGGAUAUCAAAGCUUUCGAUCCUGAUAGGGCUUAUGUUUUUGGGUUUGAACCACAUUCAGUUUGGCCUAUGGGAGCUGGAAUACUUGCAAAUCUUACUUCUUUCAUGCCUAUUAAAAAAGUCAAGAUCCUUGCAAGUAGUGCUGUGUUUCGUACCCCUUUGAUAAGACAUUUAUGGACAUGGCUGAAAGUGUCAUCAGUAACAAAGAAAAACUUCAUCUCUCUUUUGAAAAAUGGGUUUAGUUGCAUAGUGAUCCCAGGUGGAGUACAAGAGACAUUUUUUAUGAAGCAUGAUUAUGAGGUUGCGUUUCUAAAGACAAGGAAAGGAUUCAUACGCCUUGCAAUGGAAAACGAUGCUCCUGUGGUUCCUGUUUUUGCCUUUGGCCAGUCGUAUGUUUACAAGUGGGCGAAGCCACAAGGGAAAUUCUUCUUAAAACUCUCUCGAGCCAUUAAGUUCACGCCUAUGAUCUUCUGGGGGGCAUUCUGGUCUUUCGUACCCUUUCGGAGACCAAUGCUUAUGGUGAUUGGAAAACCAAUCCAUUUCAAGAAAAAUACUACACCCUCCGUGGAAGAGGUUUCGGUCGUACAUGGUCAGUUUUUGGAAGCACUUCAAAGUCUAUUCGACAGGCAUAAAGAACGAGCUGGUUAUCCUAAUCUUGAGCUACAAAUAAUAUGA